This is a messenger RNA of Filobasidium floriforme, 1234 nucleotides long. RefSeq lists its product as uncharacterized. The record is from RefSeq and is a predicted model, not a curated record. Lineage: Eukaryota; Fungi; Basidiomycota; Tremellomycetes; Filobasidiales; Filobasidiaceae. The transcript has 12 exons. The coding region runs from base 213 to 887 and encodes 224 amino acids.
GCAUCGCACUCUCGCUCACGUCGUUGUGUCUCGCUCUGCCCGGCACACCUCAAAUACACUCGUAGCUGUAUAGCUCAAAGCAUCCUUCAGCUUGCAUCGACAAACAACUUGUUUCUCGAUAGAGUCAAGACUCGAUAGUCCAUCUCGCAUAACCUAUACCUUCUCACUACGAUCGCUACAUCACACCACCUCAAAGACCCACAAACACCACGAUGCCCGCCGAUAUCCUGAUCCACCACCUCAACAAGUCCAGGUCCGAGCGUUUGUUCUGGGCUCUCGAAGAGCUCGGUCUCGACUACAAGGUCAAGGUCUGGCAACGUACCUCCGACUUCAAGGCUCCUCCUGACCUCAAGGCUAUCCACCCUCUCGGCAAGAGCCCCAUUGCCGUUGUCGAUGGCAAGACCUUGAGCGAGAGUGCCUUUAUCCUCACCAAGUUCGUCCAGUCGCAACAAACUUCCCCGGCCCCGUUCGACGACGAGGACACUUUCUGGUCUCACUACGCCGAAGGAAGCUUCAUGUUGUUCCUUCAGAUGAGCCGAGUCCUUCAGCAAGCCGCCAGUGUGACCCCAUUCUACGCCAAGACCAUCAGCACUGCGUUCGUUGGCGGGAUUCAUGACAAGUACCUCGAUAUUGAGAUCCAGAAACACUUUGACUUUGUCGAAGCGGGACUUGCGAAGAGUGCGACUCAAUGGUUCGGAGGCAAGGAUGAACCUUCGCUCGCCGACUACAUGAUGCUGUACCCCAUUCACGCCUGCAUCUCUCAACCCGACCGAGUCAAGGCCACUAUCGGUGAGAAGACCAGGGCCUGGUUGAAGGCGGUCGAGGCGAGGCCUGCUUACAAGAAGGGGCUCGAACGUCAAACCUCGGAGGAGAAGGCCAAGAAGUAGCGCUAGAGAGUGUCAGGAGCCGAGACGCAGCGCAUCGCCAUCGCCGUCCAGGUUCCAUCACUUAUCCCUUGCUGUCCAGCUCAGUCACUCCUCGAAUCUCCAAUCAUCUGGUCUCUCGGUCUCUCCGAUUUUCACGUCUUUCAGAGAAGCACCAGCGUGCACUCCAAUGCUGUUUCCUAUCAUGAGCCAAAGAGCUAUUUUCUGUCGUUUUUAAAUAUACAUGGAUUGAACUAGUCAUCAAAUCACCACCUACUACUCUAUUGCGAGCAGCAUAGUGUUCAAGUCGGCUCAAUACCACCUUCUCGUACCCAAGGUCGACGGCUGAUAGUAUACGGCAUGAUCUCGCC